AUCCAAAAGCAAUGUGAGAAAAAGCCUUCCGAUCAAAGAUUAAAAGUCGACAUUUUUUGUAGAAUCUAAAACCAUAUACUGUACGUCAUAGAUCAAAGACAGAGACUAAUAUUGUAACUUGCAACCAAAUAUCAUGGAGGAAAACGAGUUUGAUGCUCUAAAUCAGCAUCGUGACCCUUACUCUCCAUUGUCUUUGGCUUGGCCAAGGAACCGAACAAGUGCGGAAACCUGGGUUCAUUAGCAAAAAGCCUUAGCCUUUCAGCAGCAACGCUGACAAUUCACAGAAUUGGCAUCACUCAGAAACUUCACGUAUCUAUCUGUGACUCAAUAACACAAAAUUCGAGGAAUUGAGCAAAAGCAUCUGACUUGAAAAAGCAUCUGACUUUGAAAAUCUCGCACUUUUUAAUCCCUUGGAACACGAAAGCUCUGAAAUUGCAGACGAAAGUUCGGUUCUGGAUACUGUCCCCUUCGUAGACGACCACAUUGACUCAUCUCCUGCCCCGAUUCAAUCAUCACAGCUCUGAAAUCCAUAACGUCAUCAAGAUCCUCCACCAACGGAAUACGCGGAGGCUGUUGUUGAACGGCGGGCGAUACGCAGAGUGGCCACUGGAGUAGCUCGGAGAUUGGAGAAGAUAACACGCGUGGGAGAAGCUAAAAGUCGAAAUCGCUGUACAUCAGGCCCGAAUAGAGCAGUACGGUGUAAGUUUACGCCGGCCAUGGAGAUUGAAGUCGCGGUGGCCGGAGGCUGAGUUUUUCGCGGUUUUGCGUGAGAUGAGAGUUUGAGGAAUCUGAUUGCCCCGCGGAUUGACACGUGUCCAACGUAAAGCAUACGAUAUUUUCAUUUUCUUCGGAUAAUAAAUGAAACGAAGAUAAAGGGGAUAUCUGCAAAAAGGAAAAGAUACUUUAGUAAAGAAACGACGUCGCUUUUGUUCGUCGUUUCCCCAGUCUCGUCUGGUACACAGAUGUUUUGUGGAAAAACGUGAGCCAACCCACGUUUCAAGAAAGAAACAACUGCAUCAAACGUUCCUUCUCUCUCUCUCUCUUCUCUCAUUUUUUAUACUCUCAAUCUGCUUUAAAGCGUUUAUUAAGUACUUCUUUUAUCACUCUGAAUUUUUUAAAUAAAAAAUUGCAGAUAUUUGCUGGUGUUGCUGUGUCUAACUCUACUAAUUUCCCCUGUUACGAAAGAUGAGUAAAGUUCCGGUAAGAAUCGUAGGGAUUCUUCUAUGGAUGUGUGUCUGGGUUUGUAAUGGGGAUGGUGAGUAUGUGCUGUACAAGGACCCGAAACAGAAGGUGUCAGAUCGAGUUGUGGAUUUAUUGGGUAGAAUGACUCUGGAAGAAAAGAUUGGUCAGAUGGUUCAGAUAGAUAGAAGUGUGGCUACUGUCAACAUUAUGAGAGAUUACUUCAUCGGCAGCGUAUUGAGUGGUGGUGGGAGUGCUCCACUUCCUGAGGCAACUGCUCAGAAUUGGGUUGAUAUGAUAAAUGAGUAUCAAAAGGGAGCUCUAGUGAGUCGUUUGGGCAUUCCUAUGAUAUAUGGCAUUGAUGCCGUUCACGGGCAUAACAAUGUCUACAACGCUACUAUCUUCCCUCACAAUGUUGGUCUUGGAGCCACCAGGGAUCCUGAUCUAGUUAAGAGGAUUGGAGCAGCAACUGCAGUCGAAGUCAGAGCCACUGGAAUUCCAUACACGUUUGCUCCUUGCAUUGCAGUUUGUAGAGAUCCAAGAUGGGGUAGGUGUUAUGAGAGCUACAGUGAGGAUCACAAAGUCGUGGAAGACAUGACGGAUGUCAUACUUGGUUUACAAGGAGAGCCUCCUUCCAACUUUAAGCACGGAGUUCCAUUCGUUGGUGGAAAGGAUAAAGUUGCAGCAUGUGCCAAGCAUUAUGUGGGAGAUGGUGGGACAACCAGAGGAAUAAAUGAGAACAACACAGUGACUGACUUACACGGUCUUCUCAGCGUUCACAUGCCUGCUUAUGCUGAUGCAAUUUACAAAGGUGUUUCCACAGUGAUGGUUUCAUAUUCGAGCUGGAAUGGUGAGAAGAUGCAUGCAAAUACUGAGCUCAUUACAGGGUAUCUCAAGGGUACCCUUAAGUUUAAGGGUUUUGUUAUUUCGGAUUGGCAAGGCGUUGAUAAGAUCUCUACACCACCGCAUUCGAACUACACAGCUUCUGUCCGAGCUGCUAUUCAAGCUGGCAUUGAUAUGGUCAUGGUCCCUUUCAACUUCACCGAAUUCGUCAAUGAUCUUAUGUCCUUGGUGAAGAGCAAAGUAAUUCCUAUCACACGGAUUGAUGAUGCUGUCAGAAGAAUCCUGCUUGUCAAGUUCACCAUGGGUCUUUUUGAGAACCCUUUGGCUGAUUACACCUUUUCCAAUGAACUAGGAAGCCAAGCACAUAGAGACUUGGCAAGGGAGGCUGUUAGGAAAUCACUUGUGCUGCUGAAAAACGGGAACAAAACCAAUCCUAUGCUCCCACUUCCCAGGAAGACUUCAAAGAUCCUAGUCGCUGGUACUCACGCUGAUAAUUUAGGUUAUCAAUGCGGUGGUUGGACCAUAACAUGGCAAGGAUCUAGCGGUAACAAAAACACAAGGGGGACUACGAUUCUUGGCGCCAUAAAAUCAGCUGUUGAUCAAAGCACUGAAGUUGUCUUCCGCGAAAACCCAGAUGCUGAAUUCAUCAAAGCAAACAACUUUGCUUACGCUAUCAUCGCUGUGGGUGAACCUCCAUACGCAGAAACAGCAGGAGAUAGCGACAAGCUAACCAUGAUGGAUCCCGGUCCAGCCAUUAUUAGCUCCACUUGCCAGGCUGUCAAAUGUGUGGUUGUGGUCAUUUCAGGCAGACCACUUGUGAUGGAACCUUACCUUGCCUCGAUCGAGGCAUUGGUUGCAGCGUGGCUACCGGGAACAGAAGGCCAAGGUAUCACUGAUGCUCUGUUUGGGGACCAUGGCUUCAGUGGAAAACUACCUGUGACUUGGUUCAGGAACACAGAGCAGUUGCCUAUGAGCUAUGGAGAUUCUCAUUAUGACCCGCUCUUCGCUUACGGGUCUGGUCUUGAAACUGAGUCAGUUGCGAGCAUUGUUGCUAGGUCAACCUCAGCUUCUGCUGCUGUUACAAAGCCAUGCAUAAUCACAGUCCUUGUCUCUGCUACAUUUUGUCUGUUUCUCUUCCCAAGCUUAAGCCGAGUUUUGAGAUGAUGAAAGCUGCAAAAGCUUGGGGUAGAUCAUUCUUUCGGUUAUCUGAUCGUGGGAGCUUUUUUUUUUCUUUUCUUUCUUUUCUUUUCGCUCUUGUAGCCUAGCUAAAAAGAUCCUGAAUCUGUGUCAUGAUACUGUUCAGAGUUAUUGCAGCCCUGAACAUUCUUGGAUGAUUAAACUGGAAAGUUCUUCUAUGAAAGUUCUAAAAUUUCU
This is a messenger RNA of Eutrema salsugineum, 3396 nucleotides long. Its product is annotated as lysosomal beta glucosidase. Gene Ontology annotation, biological process: glucan catabolic process. Gene Ontology annotation, molecular function: beta-glucosidase activity. The record is from RefSeq and is a predicted model, not a curated record. NCBI's taxonomy places the organism in Eukaryota, Viridiplantae, Streptophyta, Magnoliopsida, Brassicales, Brassicaceae. Bases 1186 to 3186 code for a protein of 666 amino acids. The transcript is spliced from 12 exons.